Dothidotthia symphoricarpi CBS 119687 is the source of this 1994-nucleotide messenger RNA. RefSeq lists its product as uncharacterized. Lineage: Eukaryota; Fungi; Ascomycota; Dothideomycetes; Pleosporales; Dothidotthiaceae. The coding region runs from base 63 to 1994 and encodes 643 amino acids. The transcript is spliced from 5 exons. The record is from RefSeq and is a predicted model, not a curated record.
CGUUGCUGCUCAAAAGAAAUGCAGUUCAGAGCCUUAUCCCCGUCAUUCUUUGAACAAUCAACAUGGCUUCCAUGAACUCAACUGAACAUAGUUCUAUGACUCAAAACGAAAGCGAGUAUACGCGCGAUGGAUUCAUGGGACAAGAAGUACUGGAGACUCGGCUGGUAAUUGGGUUAGAUUAUGGUACCACAUUUACUGGCGUAGCAUAUGCUACUCCGUCUGGUGCGCAAUGCGCUCUGGACCAGAUCGAUGUCAUGACCGACUGGGGCCCGCAGAUGGACAAUCACGACAAGGUCCCGAGCGUGAUCUCAUACUCCCGACCAAGUCAGGCCACGGAGCAACAAUGGGGGAGUAACCUCAGUGCCGACGCAGUAUCCAUGGUACAUACAAAACUUGAGCUAGGUUUGCAGGAUGUACUGGGUGAGCUUGAUAUGACCCUUCAGGUUUUGGACGGCAUGAUGGAUCUCAACUUCGAUGCAAUGAUGAUGAGUAGAGGAAACCAGGAUCUCCCGCCAUAUUCCCACAAGAGUCCGGAGGCGAUCGUGACAGACUACUUGACAAAGGUUUUCGAGUGGCUAGAGCAAGAAGUGGAAAAGUUUGGCAGUGUGCUGAGGAAGCAUACCGCUACGGACAUUGUCGUCACAGUGCCCACUGAGUGGUCUUACAUGGCUAUGAACUCAACCUUUCGAGCGCUCUCCAAAGCAGGCUUCAACCAAUUGAACUUUCCGAAGCUAGAAGAGGUGAUGUUCAUCACUGAACCCGAGGCUGCAGCUCUGUACACCGCACGCUACUAUCGGGAUGAGAAGCGGGAAGAGUUUCUUAGGGAACGGGAAUACUUCAUAUUGUGCGAUGCCGGGGGAGGUACAGUAGAUGUAGUCUCUUAUCAAGUUCAGCGACUGUAUCCAUCACUUCAGCUUGAUCAAGUCGGAUUGCCCACAGGCGAGAAAUGCGGCUCGAUUUUCAUCAACCAAAAAUUCAAGGAGUGGAUACGACUAUUACUCGGCGAUGAGGAAUACCGAAAACUCGACCCCAAUCUCGAUAUAGGAAAGAAUGCCUCCCAUGCCUCUGAAACUCCGGCUAUGAGAGCACUCAUGAAGAAGUUCGAUGCUCUGAAGAAGCAUUUUGGCAUGGACUCUCGCGAUCUCCGUUUGACAUUGCCAGAUCCGGUGCAAGAUCUCAACAUUCCCGGGAGAGUUAAUCAAGGAUUGAUCACGAUCCCGAGAAAGGCAAUGGAAAACUUCUUUGAUGCUUGUCUCAUUGAGAUCGUCAAGCUAAUCAAGGAGCACAUCAGAAGAAUCGAAUUACGAGGUAGUCGUCCCAGAAAUCUGUUUCUCGUCGGAGGUUUUGGAGAGUCUGAAUAUUUACAAUGGCAAAUAGAGGAUACACUGAAGGAAGAGGGGUUACUGAUGAAAUUUCGAAGGCCACACGAGUCUUGGACAGCGGUGGUCCAAGGCGCAGUAGUCUGUGGAAUAGAGAAGAAGGGUACCCAGAAUCUGAAGAGAACGAACUCUUGCCGGCAUAGUUAUGCUAUCUGCAUGGACGAGCUUUUCAACAAAGUGCAUCACCUCGAUGAGGAUGCAUUCCAACGCAACGGGACUGCUCAGGCCCGGUCACAGCUCAUUUGGCUACUGAACAAAGGAGACCUGAUUCUCUCUGAUGGGCCUCGCAGAGUGGAAAAGGACAUUGACCUGAAGUUGACAAAAUUCAGACAGGAUACGCUGAAGGUGCCUAUCUUUCGAAACUCGAGUAAUGAGGAGGAACGACCGACACGUUUUGGGAAUGCGCAAGAUGAGCUUGAGUUAGCAUGCGAACUGGUCAUCGACUUGUCGAAAAUCCAGCUUGAGCGCAAUCGACCAGGCCGAAUUCGAAAAUUUGGCACAGAUACCUCCUACCAGGCUACAAUAAAGCUAGUGUUGGAGUUGGAUUGGGACGUCCUGGAGGCUUCCAUCUGGUGGAGUGACAUGGAACUAGCAAGAAGCGCUGUUAAGUAUUAG